This is a messenger RNA of Ruditapes philippinarum (Manila clam), 900 nucleotides long. RefSeq lists its product as uncharacterized. The transcript is spliced from 2 exons. The record is from RefSeq and is a predicted model, not a curated record. NCBI's taxonomy places the organism in Eukaryota, Metazoa, Mollusca, Bivalvia, Venerida, Veneridae. The coding region runs from base 1 to 900 and encodes 299 amino acids.
AUGGAUUUUGAUAUAAUAAAGGCUAUUCUAAGUAAAAAGGAGGAUUUUCUAAGACGUCACCUGGUGUUAUCCACGUCUGUUAUUGAAAAACUGAAACAAAUGGACGUCAUCGGCAAAUAUACAAGAGACCAAAUGAUGGACAGCAAGGCAGACGUUGAGAAACAGAUGACACUCCUGUCUGUGUGUCUCCGUACACGGGGUCUUCCGGCGUUCCAGGGUUUUCUCAACGUUUUGCGCAUGACAUUUCAUGGUUGGAUUGCAGACGACAUUUUAGAUACAAGUAUAGACAUUAACAACUCUUCUUCAGCGGUUGGGAAUACUUUGGCCGUACGAGACAUAUUAAAUCAAAUGCACCAGAACAAAGUUCAAAGCGAACUAUUCAGGUAUAAACCUGUUUAUCUGGCAGAAUCAGAGUACCCGUAUGUUCCAUAUAUUCCGAAAGGACAUACCAGUAGUUACCAUAAUGAAACGAACGAACGACAAUCAAAAAUUGUCCCAGACGGCAGACGACAAAUACGUUCCGAGCAUCAAAGCAGACGACAUGAAUAUGUCCCAGCAGGCAGGCAUGAAAGAAAAGAAUCAAACGAAAUCUCGCUGAUGGAACAAAUACCCGAGAAUCUACGAGAUCUUGAAACAGCUUUUGAUACCGAAUCAACAUCAACACGAAAGUCAAUAUCCGUAUUGAAACAAGAAGAAAUAACAAUUAAAGCACUCUUACAAAAUAACUUAAGAGAGCAGCAAGAUUUGCUUACUCGACAACAAGCUUUGCAAGAAAUCAAAGAGAAAAUGAAAGAGUUGAACAGAACGGCGGCUCAUCUGUAUAAACCGGAACCGGAUGUUGACCUCACGAAGAAAAGACUGCAGCAUUUGCAACGAGUCCCUUGGUCAGAUAAAGAUUAA